Molecule: messenger RNA, 1252 nt
Organism: Manihot esculenta (cassava)
Lineage: Eukaryota; Viridiplantae; Streptophyta; Magnoliopsida; Malpighiales; Euphorbiaceae
Product: lignin-forming anionic peroxidase
Exons: 3
Coding region: 103-1080 (325 amino acids)
Biological process (GO): response to oxidative stress; hydrogen peroxide catabolic process
Molecular function (GO): heme binding; peroxidase activity
Source: RefSeq, a predicted model, not a curated record
AUUCUUUUGCUCCUCUUCAUAUCUUUAAUUUCAAAAGCUGUUUCAUUUGCUUAGUAAAGAAGUGUGCGUAGCUUGUUCUUGAUCUCGAGGAAAUAAAAAGAAAUGGAAACUUCAGUUCAUAACGUUUUGACAUCUCCCGUAAAAGCAGCAGCUGUUGUAUUUGCGGUGCUGCUCUUGAGCACUGCAUGCCAAGCUCAACUCACCUCUACAUUUUAUGACAAUUCUUGUCCAAAUGCACUCAAAACUAUCCGAACUUCCAUCAGAAAUUCAAUUGCCGCAGAACGAAGAAUGGCAGCUUCUCUCAUUCGUCUCCACUUUCAUGAUUGCUUUGUUCAGGGUUGUGAUGCAUCCAUCUUACUCGAAGAGACUCCAACUAUCGAGAGCGAACAGACUGCACUUCCCAAUAAAGAUUCCGCCAGAGGUUUUCGAGUCAUCGAGAAAGCUAAAUCUGAAGUAGAGAAGAUAUGCCCUGGAGUUGUAUCUUGCGCAGAUAUCGUCGCCGUGGCAGCAAGAGAUGCAUCUGCAUAUGUGGGAGGUCCAUCUUAUACAGUGAUGCUUGGAAGAAGAGACUCAACAACUGCUAGUAGAACUCUUGCCAAUAGUCAACUUCCUAGUUUUAAAGAUGGCCUGGACAGACUUAUAUCUAGCUUUCAGACUAAAGGCCUUAGUGCAAGGGAUCUGGUUGCCUUGUCGGGUGCUCAUACUCUAGGCCAAGCUCAAUGCUUUACAUUUCGUGACAGGAUAUACAGCAAUGUCAGCAUUGACGCUGGAUUUGCUAGCACUCGCCGCCGUGGUUGUCCAGCUGUCGGCGGUGAUGGAAAUUUGGCUCCAUUUGAUUUAGUCACUCCUAAUUCUUUCGAUAAUAAUUACUUCAAGAAUCUGAUACAAAAGAAAGGUCUUCUUGAAUCUGAUCAAAUUCUUUUUAGCGGAGGAUCCACGGAUGGCAUUGUAAGAGAAUAUAGCAGGAGUCCUGCAGCUUUCAACUCAGACUUUGCUUCUGCUAUGAUUAAAAUGGGAAAUAUUAAGCCUCUCACUGGAACUGCUGGAGAAAUUCGGAAAAUCUGCAGCUCUAUCAAUUAGUUUAUGCUUUUCUUUUGUAUAAGUUGAUUAACAGUAAAUAUGUGGCCGUGUAAUCCAUUUCUCAACCAAUUUUUUCAUUGUUUAAUUACUGAACCUAAAUCCUUGCAUAGUUCAAGAUCGAGCCGGAUUUAAAACAUGGAUAGAUCAACUGUCAGAAAUCGAUACUUUUCGG